Molecule: messenger RNA, 1035 nt
Organism: Knipowitschia caucasica
Lineage: Eukaryota; Metazoa; Chordata; Actinopteri; Gobiiformes; Gobiidae
Source: the annotation of a GenBank genome assembly
AUGGAUGUGAAGUCAAGAACUAAGCGAUACGAGAAGCUGGACUUUCUCGGAGAGGGGCAGUUUGCCACAGUCUACAAAGCUAGAGACAAAGUUACAGACACAAUUGUUGCUAUAAAAAAGAUAAAAGUUGGGCAUAGGACUGAGGCUAAAGAUGGCAUCAACAGAACUGCUCUACGAGAGAUUAAACUACUACAAGAGUUGCACCAUCAAAAUAUAAUUGGGUUGUUAGAUGCAUUUGGUCACAAAUCAAACAUUAGUCUGGUGUUUGAUUUCAUGGAGACAGAUCUAGAGGUUAUUAUAAAAGACACCAGCUUGGUCCUCACUCCAGCCAACAUUAAAGCCUAUAUCCUAAUGACACUUCAGGGAUUGGAGUACAUGCAUCAUCACUGGGUCCUUCACAGAGAUUUGAAACCCAACAAUUUGUUGUUAGAUGGAAAUGGAGUGUUGAAGUUGGCUGAUUUUGGUUUAGCCAAAUCAUUUGGAAGUCCAAACAGAAUCUACACACAUCAAGUUGUUACCAGGUGGUAUCGAUCUCCGGAGCUCCUGUUUGGGGCAAGAAUGUACAGUGUGGGUGUUGACAUGUGGGCAGUGGGGUGUAUAUUGGCAGAGUUAUUACUUAGGAUACCCUUUCUCGCUGGAGACUCUGAUCUCGACCAGUUGACAAAAAUCUUUGAGGCUCUCGGCACUCCCACAGAAGAGACAUGGCCUGGAAUGACUUGUCUACCAGAUUAUGUAUCUUUUAAGAUAUUUCCUGGUACACCUCUCGAACACAUUUUCAGUGCUGCUGGAGAUGAUCUUCUCGAACUGUUACUGGGACUGUUUACUUUUAAUCCAUCUACAAGAACAACAGCCUCUCAGGCUUUGCAGAUGCAAUACUUCAGUAAUCGGCCUGGACCUACUCCUGGACCUCAACUCCCAAGACCUAAUUGCUCAGCAGAAGCUCUGAGAGAAAAGGAAACUGUUGGACUCAAGAGGAAAAUAGUUGGUCUCGAGACAACUGCAAUGAAGAAGAAGCUGAUUUUUUCAGCAGAAUGA